UCCUUAAAUGUCAAAUGUAGAGGAAAAAACAUAACCUAACAUAACCUAUUUUUUGUUCAGUGAAAACAUUUUGGAAUAAUUUUAUAUUUUAAAUUGAAAUGACAAUGUUUGUUAAAUCUAUGAAAGCUUUUUGUUCUUCUCGCUCUUUAACAGCAUAUAGCAGAUCAAUUCAUGUUACGAAAGCUCUUAAUCUUUAUUCGCCAACUGCUCUUGGUAUUGAUGGAUAUCUUCAAUCUCGAAAAAGGGUGAAGGAUCAAUUCUUUAAUUUUUCUGAUACCUUUAGGGCCAAAAUGAGAGAUUUUAUAUCUGAACCUAAACAUAUGAUAUUUACAGAAGACUUAAAAAAUAUGGUUCAUAUGGCUGAGCCAACAGAUUUGGAUCUUGUGUUAAAUAUGAUUAAAAAGUUCAAUAAUCAAAAUACGGAAUUUAGGUUUGGUUCAUUUGUUUUUGGUCCAGUUGUGAUGAGAAUGUUUCAUUUCUUGGAUGCACCUAAUGAAGCAUUGAAGUCCUUUGAAGAUGUGGAAAACAGUGGUUUCUAUGAUCAGCUUGUCUCAUAUCAGAUAUUACUUGAUCUAUUAUAUAACCAUGAAAUGUUUGACGAGAUGUACAGGGUGUUUGAAAAAGUACAAGAGAAGCAGUUAAAUAUGACAAAGUUCCCAAAGUAUCCACUAAUAGUGGUUUUAGCUGCUUGUUAUAAACAAAAUACACCAAAAAGUUUGGAAUUUGCAACAAAAAUAUGGACAGAAAUGACAAGUGUUGGGACUGUGCCUGUCAGAAGAGCUGCCACAUUAUUUGCAGCAUUAGCUUUGAAUCAAGGCGCUCCGCACAUCGCAUUGGAGAGCAUAUCAGCACAAAAACCACAUUAUGUCACUGUUAGAAAUAUUAAGGUGAUAGCGUUAGCUGAAAUGGGAAGAGUAGAUGACGCGUUGCCAGUUUUGAGAUCUGUAAUGGAAAUUGACGUGCCAGAACAAAACCAUAAACAUACAUUCUUUGAAGAAACUAUAUCGAAAGUGAGAAGUUGUAUUGAGAAAACGGAAAAUAAAGACAUUCAAAAGGAAUUUGAAAAUAUAGUAAAGGCACUCGGUGAUCGGGACCUUAUAGAUAAUCAGACUUUAGAUUCCUUAGUGACGUCAGAAAUAAAUAUAACAAGCAAAAGCCCGAGAAAGGUUCAAGGCAUGCCGCAAAUGCCAUACACUUUAAGGAAGAAACGGCACAACGCAAGAGAAGAUAUGGUCUGAAUAUUGUUUAUAUCAAAGACCAUUGAUAACUGAAUUAUUUUAAAUCUGUUUAGUUUUGUCAUAUCUCAAAGUGUGAAAAUUUGAGUGUAAAAGUGUAUGUUGAAUGUAUGUAGAAUGGAAUAAUUCACAGUUUUGAGUAAAUAAAUUACUAAAGACUCUGUAUCUGUAAAAUAAGAUUCAAUUAAAUCAUUAGAAAUAAAUUACAACAUGUGUACAAAAUGUAGUGUAAAUUGAAUAAAAGCUAUGAAACUAAA
Papilio polytes (common Mormon) is the source of this 1492-nucleotide messenger RNA. Its product is annotated as pentatricopeptide repeat-containing protein 2, mitochondrial-like. Bases 99 to 1238 code for a protein of 379 amino acids. Gene Ontology annotation, molecular function: protein binding; RNA binding. Gene Ontology annotation, biological process: multicellular organism development; regulation of mRNA processing; mitochondrion organization. The record is from RefSeq and is a predicted model, not a curated record. Gene Ontology annotation, cellular component: mitochondrion. The transcript is spliced from 9 exons. Lineage: Eukaryota; Metazoa; Arthropoda; Insecta; Lepidoptera; Papilionidae.